CCGUGGACACGCUCGUGUUCUGCGGGAUUCCGCGCUGGACCACUCGUCUCUCGCGCAGCCGACUGGGCCAAUCCGCUCGCUGGUCGCCGAUCGCUGCAUUGGCGCGCUUCACCUCUCUCCGCAGAAACGAGGCGUGCGUUGGCUUUACUCACUUCCUCCCGCUGCUGCUUCCUUUCUACCUCGCACCCAUCCACCACCACGCCCAUCGCCAUCUUCAUCGCCUUUGUAUACUUUCCACGCCCACAGCAACAGGGCCUUUGCACCACGACACUUGACGUCGCUUUGGAAAACUCUGAUCCGCUUUUCGGCUGCCAGGUGCCGCCAGAUCGCGGUUCCCGAUCCGACCACUGGACUCAUCGGCCGUCUCUCUUUCCAUGACCGACUGCUUGGACUCCACACUCAGCGUUGCACACCCCGCGGAAUGGCAGACGAGGCAUUGAAUUGCUUUACGUCGUUAUUGGAGAAUGUCCCGGGUUGGAUAGCGGACUUGGAGAGCAUUUUGCAGUCCGCAAAGGAUACACAGCAGGAGAUAUUGUAUGCCACCAGGGCCGUCACAGAGGGCAACGUUCCUUCACGAAAUGAUUCGAAGUCGCCGUCCCUCAAGUCAACAUCAUCCAAGGAUAGAAAUGGUCGACUGCGCCCGGCUCUGAAGCAUCUUACGAACUCGGACGCUCUACGACUCUCCCAGCGAAAACGCAAGACGGCAUCGGUUGCAUCUGGAGAUGGAUCCGGCCCAUGCAAGUUUCGCGCGAGGGCAGAAGUUGUCGUCUACUAUGAUGGAGACACACAGAAGCGAUUUGAGCAACUCGUCCGUGCGAUCAGCAGCUCGAGGAAUGCCAUUCGCAAGGGCAAGAUGAGCGCAAAGGUGGAUGCGCUGAGUCGCUCUGGGUCCAGCAGCAGUGACUCCAGCUUCCUCAGUGGUGGUGAGGACAUGGAACACAACCGCAUCAUCUCCGACUUUAAGUAUCAGACAAGUCGGUCUCGGCUACCAGCCUUCGGCAGGAACGAUGGCACCGAGGCCUUUGAUAAAGUUGACGGUCGUUUGGAGAAGGCGCAGUCACUCUGUGAGCGUGCUGCCCACCAGAUUCUCCGGGACGGAGACUGCACCACGGAACUCAAGCAAGCUAAAGAACACUUCUCUGAAGCCUUGCAAAUGGCGACCCAGGAAUUACCCGCUCUCCGCAAGAAGGCUGAAAAGGCAGCUGAACGUCGUCGACGUAGUGAAGAGCGACAUUGUCUUGAUGAAGAAGCAGAGGCUGCUCUCAAGAAGCUACCACCUGACGCCGCCCUUAACAAAAGGGUGCACGAUCUUGCCGCCGAUAUCUCGGUGCCCAGCGAUGGUGACCUCGAAGUCGACGUGUUAGAAGUUGACGAUGAAUCGUCCUCUGACGGCGAGGACUUCAACGUCUCUUCAUUCCAAUUCCAAAAAGCGGGAGGGAGGUUCGCGCCUCAAAUGCGAACAUCACGGCUCGCCGCCCGCUGAUAUUUCUUUUAAUGUUGAUGAAAAUUCCCAAGAUGUGCGGACAUGGCGCGUUCAAGCGGUAUUCUAGGCCUUUCUUUUGGAUCUUUUCUCUCAUAGUUGUCAAUGUAUGGAAGCGAAGGAGUCUAGGGUAUAGCAGUUCAGCUGGCGUGCUGAGUGGAUGAAGGGGGCGAUGAUAUGCGGUGCGAAGGGUUUCGCGGCACGCUCACUGCGGGUUCUCUUAUUUUGUAGAUAUGCAACUCAAUACCAUGGUUGCUCGUAAUACACGUCUUCUUUCUCUUGUCGCCA
Messenger RNA from Cercospora beticola, 1768 nucleotides. RefSeq lists its product as uncharacterized. Lineage: Eukaryota; Fungi; Ascomycota; Dothideomycetes; Mycosphaerellales; Mycosphaerellaceae. The record is from RefSeq and is a predicted model, not a curated record.